CUCUUCAUCACAAUUGAAAAAAAGUGAGCCAAGAUGUCUGUCCCUUACAACCUCCUGACCAACGCCCCCAGCGGCCACAUCCCGGCUUCGCAGCGCGUUCCUACUAUUGCACGACCCUUCCUUAGCGAGAGGGCGGCGAAGACACUCGAUCUUGUUGAGAAGUUCGUCGAAGAAGAAUGCAUUCCUGCUGACCAGGUAUACCUCCGCCAGCUUGGCGAGACAACCCAAGAGCGCUUCUCGGCACAUCCACAGAUUAUCGAGGACAUGAAGAAGAGGGCACAAGAGCUUGGGCUGUGGAACAUGUUCCUUCCUAAGGCACAUUUCAAGGAGGGUGCUGGAUUCAGCAAUCUGGAGUACGGUCUUAUGGCUGAAUACCUGGGCAAGAGCAGGAUAGCUUCUGAGGCUGUCAACUGCGCUGCCCCAGAUACCGGUAACAUGGAGGUGCUUGCCAAGUACGGCGACGAGGCACAGAAGAGGAAGUGGCUUGACCCUCUGCUGGACGGGAAGAUUCGAUCUGCAUUCUUGAUGACAGAGCCUCAAGUUGCCUCGAGUGACGCUACGAACAUCGAAAUGACCAUCAAGCGCGAUGGCGACCACUACGUCCUGAACGGCCAGAAAUGGUGGUCUUCAGGUAUUGGUGACCCUCGCUGCAAGAUCUUCAUCGUCUUGGGCAAGACCAGCCCCAACAACCCCGACAAGUACAAGCAACAGUCCGUCAUCCUCGUUUCCAGCGACACCCCCGGCAUCACCAUCCACCGCAUGCUCUCAGUCAUGGGCUUCGACGACGCGCCCCAUGGCCAUGGCCACGUUACAUUCACCAACGUGCGCGUCCCCGCCUCUAAUAUGGUUCUCAGUGAGGGCAAGGGCUUCGAAAUCAUCCAAGGCCGUCUCGGACCCGGCCGCAUCCACCACGCCAUGCGCAGCAUCGGCUCCGCCGAGAAGGCCCUCGAAUGGAUGCUAGCCCGUCUUAACGACCCGCGCAAGAAGCCCUUCGGCGAGAUGCUGCACAAGCACGGUAUUAUGCUCGAACGUGUCGCACGCGCACGCAUUGAAAUCGACGCCGCGCGCCUCUCCGUCCUCAACGCAGCCAUCAAAAUUGACGAAUCCAACGCCAAAAGCGCGCUCAAGGAAAUCGCCGAAGUCAAGGUCCUCGUUCCCGAAGUCAACCUCAAGGUCAUCGACUGGGCCAUCCAGGCUUAUGGAGGUGCUGGUGUCAGCCAGGACACCCCGUUGGCGAAUAUGUAUGCCAGUGGUAGGACGAUGAGGAUUGUGGAUGGGCCCGAUGAGGUGCAUCUGUUGCAGCUGGGUAGAAAUGAGAACAAGCGGGGUCCCGCACAUAAGCAGAGGAUUGAGGCGCAGCAGAAGAAGGGCGAGGAGUUGUGUAGGAAGUAUGGGAUUGAGCCCAGGGAUCCGCUGUACUUGAACAGGACGAGUGCGGAGUCUAGCAAACUGUAG
This is a messenger RNA of Macroventuria anomochaeta, 1455 nucleotides long. RefSeq names its product acyl-CoA dehydrogenase NM domain-like protein. The record is from RefSeq and is a predicted model, not a curated record. Bases 34 to 1455 code for a protein of 473 amino acids. NCBI's taxonomy places the organism in Eukaryota, Fungi, Ascomycota, Dothideomycetes, Pleosporales, Didymellaceae. Gene Ontology annotation, molecular function: flavin adenine dinucleotide binding; oxidoreductase activity, acting on the CH-CH group of donors. The transcript is spliced from 4 exons.